Molecule: messenger RNA, 2442 nt
Organism: Toxorhynchites rutilus septentrionalis
Lineage: Eukaryota; Metazoa; Arthropoda; Insecta; Diptera; Culicidae
Product: beta-1,3-glucan-binding protein-like
Exons: 4
Coding region: 291-1523 (410 amino acids)
Biological process (GO): carbohydrate metabolic process
Molecular function (GO): hydrolase activity, hydrolyzing O-glycosyl compounds
Source: RefSeq, a predicted model, not a curated record
UUUUCUCAUUUUCCCUUCUACCAUCUGUAGAGAUGAACUACAGAAGCGUGGGUUUUGACAGACUACCUGUAGGAACUAUUAGCGCCUGAACAGCUUUUCCGGACAGUGUCGUGAUUGAUUGUCGCAGCAUAUCACCGUUUCAUGGAGGGUUAUAGAGCCGCAAAAAAAAAACGCACAGAUGUAGAUUCAAAUGUCGUAAAUCAGUGCACAUGGAUUUUUCACCUCUGAUGGCGAGGAUGAGCUGAGAAGGCGGUUGCAGUGAUUGAUUUCGACAGUAGUUCGGCUAUAAAAUGGAACUGGGGUCGAUAGGUAACCGACAGAUAGUACUCUAUAGUGCCAACGUGAUGAUGAAAUCGUUUUUUGUGGAUCUUUGUGCGAUAUUUGUGUUCAUCCUGAGGGUGAAAGAAGCCAUUUCCGGAAAAACUAGCUCCAGUUCGAAAUGUGAAAAAUCUCUGACGACUGCGAGCGGAUCGAAAGCUCCCGUGGGGUCGUAUUGUCCGGGAGAUCUGAUCUUUGAGGAUACGUUCGAUAGCUUUGAUCUAGACACUUGGCAGCACGAGAACACGUUAGCCGGAACCGGUGACGGCGAAUUCCAAUGGUUUACGAACAAUCGGUCCAAUUCGUUCGUGAAGGAGGGGAAUCUGUACAUUCGGCCAACCCUGACGGUAGACGAAUAUGGAGAAGCAUUUCUCAGGUCCGGUGUGCUCAACAUCCAUGGCGGAUCACCCGCUGAUCAAUGCACGAAGCAAAGCUUGCAUGGUUGCGAACGUAUCGGAACCCACGCCAAAAUCUUAAACCCGGUGAAGAGCGCAAGUCUUCGUACCGUGGACACGUUUGCGUUUAAGUAUGGUAAAGUGGAAAUAAGCGCCAAGCUGCCGGCAGGGGAUUGGUUGUGGCCAGGCAUAUGGUUUCUGCCAAAGGUCGAUGCAUAUGGUGGUUGGCCGGCUUCGGGUGAGAUCGACCUGCUCGAUUCGAAAGGGAAUCGAGAUCUCAUAAAGAGCGGAGUCAACGUUGGCACCGAGCAGGUGACUUCCAAGCUUCAGUUUGGUCCCAAUCACGCCCACAACGCAGGCAUCACGGCGGGCUUCGCCCGUAAUUCUGAGGCCGGCAAGGGUUACCAUACCGGGUUUAACCGUUAUCAGAUGGAGUGGACUCCGGAUCAUGUGACGUUUAGCAUUAACGAUAUUGAGACGGGUACGGUUAGCAGCGGGACGGGCUUCUGGGCACGGGGUAACUUCGACGUGAACUCACCGGGGAUGGAUAAUCCCUGGCGAUUUGGAAGCAUCAUGGCACCAUUCGAUCAGGAGUUUUACUUCAAAAUAAUGCUGGCGGUUGGAGGAAGUGAUUAUUUCUCGGAUGACGAAAUAAAUCCUACGAAAAAAGCCUGGAUCAAUGGAACGCCACACCCGAUGACAGAUUUUUGGAACGCCAGGAAUGACUGGUUGCCGACCUGGAAGUUGGAGGAGAACGAGGCCCGUGAUGCAUCUCUGUUGUUAGAUUACGUGCGAGUUUGGGCUCUGUAGGGAAACCGUCCACUGAUUAGUGACAGAUGCAUCGGUGUUUCUGUAGUAGUAGUAGUAGUAGUAGUUGUCAAAUAGAACACAUCAUCAGUGAAUAAAAACAGAGCGAAACACAAUUGCGUUGCAUGAUUUUCAACAAAAAUGAAGCGAUACGUUAUCUCACAGUCGGAUUUUCCAAAAUGAUCGGAGAACAAAGAUCAGAGCAGCUUCACCAAUGACGAGGUCAAAGUCGUGAGGUUUUUAUGUUUAAUAAUUAUCAUUUAUCACUAAUCCGCCGCACAGUUCAAUGGUAGAUCGUGCCGAAUUGUGUAUUCAUAGCCGAACAGUGGGGACUCUCUAAAUAUCAAACAUGUCGAACAGUGGGGACUCUCUAAAUAUCAAACAUGUCGAACAGAGGGCGACUUUUCUGAUGCCGAUCGGAGCAAUGAGUUUCCACUGUAGCUGCUGCAAGCCAAGUAGCGUGCUUGAGUGUCGGUGAUUCCCAACAAUUCUCAGCGGGAAAAAAAGCGAUCAACGGACAUCGGAUCGUGUGUGGUGAAGAGUGUGGGUAUUUGCGUUUGACUCAUAAUCCGAUUGGAAGGCGCGGAAGCGGAUUACUGCAGGCUGUGGCAAACGCGUCACGGUUAUUACGUUCGGCGGAAGAUUGUAAACAAAAAAUCACAAUUCGAUCUACCUAUGUUGUCUGAGCGAUGCACGGUUGGCAGUUAACUUGAUUUUCGAACGUUGUGACAUGAAAAGUGAAAGCAAUUAUUCCACAAAUCAAUAAUUGAUGACAACCAAUGCUCACCCUUUUAUGAAUUUCAGUUAUUUUGUGAAAAAUGAUAAGGAACAAAUUGUAAUAAAUUUGUGAUAACCAAUGUCGAUAGUUAGACUAUUGGUUGUUAGAUAAACUUUAUGUCUAGAAGCGAUCUGUUCCAGAUGG